GAACAUUUCAAGAAAUAAAUAAUAGAAAAAUAUACAAUGAAGUUCGACAAUUGUUAUUCUUCUGAUAUCCACGUUCUAGCAAAGGAGAUCAAGAGAGAAACAUAUGAAUUGGAUAAACUUAAUGUAAAUCCUUACUCAUAUGUCUCUCCCUCGGCUUACGACACUGCUUGGCUAGCCAUGAUCGAAGAUCUCAAUGAUGUCAAUGCUAAAAAACCGAUGUUUCCUGGUUGUUUAGAUUGGAUUCUGAGCAAUCAGAACGCUUUGGAAGGACUAUGGGGAAAUCACGGAGAUGACAACGGAGACGAAACUCUCUCUUCGACACUUGCUUGUGUUGUAGCACUUCGCAAGUGGAACACUGGAAGUCUUCAUGUCCAUAAAGGAAAGAGAUACAUCGAAAACAGUACGGAGAGGGUUAUUAGGAAAUAUAAUAACCCAAAUAAGGACUCGUGUCCACGUUGGCUCGUUCUCAUGUUCACUGGACUCCUCGAGCUUGCUCAACAACUUGGCAUACACUUUCUCUUCUCUACUCGAGUUAAGCAAAUGAUCAACAACUUGUUUUUCCAACGCCAAAAGAUCUUCCACCGAGAAAAGCUCGUCGAUGGCCGUUGCAACCGGCAGCCUUUACUUGCAUAUCUAGAAGUACUGCCAUCGACAUUAUACGCUGAAAAUCAAGAAGACAUAAUCGAGAAACUCGACGAUUUAGAUGGCUCUUUGUUUCAAUCACCUUCAGCAACUGCAGCAGCGUUUAUCCUCUCACGCAAUACAAAUUGUCUGGCUUAUCUUCAGUCUCUCGUACAGAGAUGCCCCAAUGGAGAUUAAUUUUCGAGUUUUUUUUUUUUUUUUUUUUGAAAACCUUGUUCUUUAAAGAAAACUGUGGUACUAAAUUACUAAUAGUACUUUUGUAAUAAAUAUUUUUCUUUUUGUUUUGCUUAUGGUGAUUUAUCUAAAUACAGUGCCACAGAUUUACCCCUUUUGUGAAGAACUCAUCAAACUCUCUUUGGUCAAUAUAAUGGAUAACUACGGGUUAGGAGAAUACUUCGGUAAAGAUAUUGAUCAUUUUCUUCUUCAAACUUACAAUUACGAAAUCGAGGAUGACGGGAGAAUGCCAAUAUAUUCCAAAGUAGACCAGCUGCAAAAUGCCUCUCUCAGAUUUCGAAUGUUAAGAAUGAACGGCUUCGAUGUUUUGCCUGGGAGCUUUUGCUGGUUCUUGAAUGACGAAGAUAUCAAAGAUCAUCUAGAGGCAAACAUUGAAUGUUCAUUAUUUGUGAUGCUUAGUAUUUACAGAGCAACUGAUCUCAUCUUUUCGGGAGAGGGUGAGCUUAAGGAAGCAAGAGAAUUUUCGCGGAAUUACUCGAAAAAACUGAAUAUAUCAAUGCAAAUAUGGUGCCUACUUUUCACAUUAAACAUGAACUGAGUACUCCAUGGAUGGCUAGACUCAAACAUCUUGAUCAUAGGAUGUGGAUUGAGGACAAGGACUCAAAUGUUAUCUCAAUAGGAAAAGCCUUCCCGAUUCGUAUAUAUAGCGACAAGCUUACUCAUCUUGCUUCAAGAAAUUUCGAACUUCGACAAGCUGUAUAUAGGCUUGAGAUGGAGGACUUGAUAAAGUGGGUGAAGAAAUGGGGACUUAACGAUAUCUGGUUUGGAAGAGAGAAGACAACAUAUUGUUACUUUGCAGCUUCAUCAAGCACUUCAUUGCCCUUUGAAUCCGCAGCUAAUGUUCAUAAGCUUAUGGCAAAAAGUGGCAUCCUUAUCACAGUUGCUGAUGACUUCUUCGAUGAAGAAGGUUCUCUUGAUGAAUUAGAAGCUCUUACUAAAGCUGUUUUAAGAUGGGAAGGAGAAGAUCUUAAAGGUCACGGAAAGAUUAUAUUUGAAGCACUUGACAAUCUUGUAAAAGAGACUGCAGAGGCUUGCCGUAAGCAACACGGGACAUGCAUAACAACAAACCAUCUUCGCAAUAUCUGGGGUGAAACAUUUGAGUCGUGGCUACUUGAAGCUGAGUGGAGUAAGAAGGGACACAUACCGUCGAUGGAAGAAUAUCUUCGAAACGGAAUGAUCUCAACCGCAGCACACACCAUUGUUCUUCCCAUUUCGUAUCUCAUGGAACCUUGUUUUCCCCAACACAAACUCAAACCCGGAAACUACGAUAAUUUAACAACAUUGCUCAUGACCGUUACUCGACUCCUUAACGAUCUACAGAGUUACCAGAAGGAACAAGAACAAGGCAAGAUCAACUCCGUGCUGCUCCACAUGAAGAGUCAUAGUGGUUUUCAGGUAGAGGAAUCGAUUGCUUAUAUUGAAAUGAUCAUUGAUUCGAAGAGGAAAGACUUUAUGCAGCAUGUCCUAAUGGAUGGAUUCAGUGACUUGCCUAAACCGUACAAAGAUAUUCACAUGUCCGUUUGUAAAGUUUUUGAAAUGUUCUUCAACAAGAAGAAUCGUUAUGAUUCAGAGACGGAGAUGCUUCAAGACAUUAAUAAGGCUCUUUACGAUCCCGUGAACAUUCGUAAACUCUCCGAGCUCGAUCUAACGUUCUAGUGAAUUAUUUAUUCUAAAAUUUAUGUAUGCAUAAUGCAUUAUAUUUUUAAAAAUAACCAUCAUAAUGGCAUGAAAUCUUCUUUCUCACUUUUUGUAAGGCUUUUCUUUUUUUUUUGUUUUAAAAAUUAGUAACAAUGUAAAAUCAAA
This is a messenger RNA of Thlaspi arvense, 2679 nucleotides long. Lineage: Eukaryota; Viridiplantae; Streptophyta; Magnoliopsida; Brassicales; Brassicaceae. The record is from the annotation of a GenBank genome assembly.